Messenger RNA from Gavia stellata (red-throated loon), 378 nucleotides. RefSeq names its product olfactory receptor 14I1-like. The annotation marks the transcript as partial. The record is from RefSeq and is a predicted model, not a curated record. Lineage: Eukaryota; Metazoa; Chordata; Aves; Gaviiformes; Gaviidae. Gene Ontology annotation, cellular component: membrane. Gene Ontology annotation, molecular function: olfactory receptor activity; odorant binding; G protein-coupled receptor activity. Gene Ontology annotation, biological process: G protein-coupled receptor signaling pathway. The transcript has a single exon.
AUGUCCAACAGAAGCUCCAUCACUGAGUUCAUCCUCCUGGCAUUCGCAGAUACAAGGGAGCUGCAGCUCUUGCACUUCUUCCUCUUCCUGGGCAUCUACCUGGCUGCACUCCUGGGCAAUGGCCUCAUCAUCACCGCCAUAGUCUGCGACCACCACCUCCACACCCCCAUGUACUUCUUCCUCCUCAACCUCUCCCUCCUUGACCUGGGCUCCCUCUCCACCACUGUCCCCAAAGCCAUGGCCAAUUCCCUCUGGGACACCAGGGUCAUCUCCUUUGCAGGAUGUGCUGCCCAAGUCUUUCUGUUUGUCUUUUUCAUGUCAGCAGAACUGUAUCUUCUCACUGUCAUGUCCUAUGACCGCUACAUUGCCAUCUGCAAA